AAUAUUCUAGGUCGACUGUGACCACAGUGGAAGAAGAACAAGAAUCCUACACCACUGGCCUUCAGUUACCUCAAACAUCCAAAACACUUGAACUCCAGCCAGAGUCUAAAUACUAUUCGAGUACUUUAGAGGAUAAAAAAGAAAAGCCUAUAUUUUUGACCCAACUCUCACCAGCAGCUGUCAAUGUUGGGGAGUCAGCUAUAUUUACUAUCACAGUAUCUGGUCUUCCAAAGCCUACUGUUCAGUGGUUUCAUAAUGGGAAAGUAAUUACUUCUUCAUCAAUUUACAAAUUGGUUCAAGAAAAAGAUGAGUAUACCUUAAUAAUAUCUGAGGUAAAAACAGAGUAUAAAGGCGAGUACACUUGUACAGCUAGCAAUAGAUUUGGCCAGACKACCUGUACUACUUACCUGGAGGUAAGUAAGAGAGCUUCAACUACAGCUGAGCAAUGGGUGGAAAAAAUGUUCAAAGCCACUGUCCAACCUCCAAAUUUCACUAGCCAAAUCAAACCUAUAAAAUGCCAAGAGGGAGGUGAGGCUUACUUUAAAUAUAAAGUAACUGGUGAUCCAAUACCAGAUGUACAGUGGUAUAAAAGUGCUCGUCAAAUUCAGCCUGGUAAGUACUGCAUUAUAGUGAACAACCCAGAUGGCUCUGGCUUCAUCAACAUGAAGGGCAUUCAACAGCAGGACAGUGGUCUCUAUACAUGUAAGGCUUCCAACCCAUCUGGGGAGGCCUCUUGUAGUGCUGACCUAAUUGUGUUCAAAGAGCCUAUCUCUGUAUCUCAGCGUAAGGAACACAUGGUUGUUCAAAAAGGUUAUAAAGUAUCCAUGACUGCUGAACAAGCUACAGAGUCCCGCUUGUACGAGGUCAACCUUCCUGGAGAGACCAGAGCCAGAGAUCAAGCAGGACAUCAGAUGGUGUACACCAUUGGCACCGAGGACAGCCAGGUUGUUUCCAGUGAGCAAGUACAAACCCUUAGAGAGUUGGAUAUGUCUGCAGCUACUGUCCAAAGAGAGAGGGUCACCCACCAGGCUGCAGUUCUGCAGUCACAUGAGGUACAAGAGAGAGUGUCUGUGGGUGUCACUCUUCCACCUGAAGUUUCAGUAGUUUCUACGAAACAACACCGUACGGCUCCCUUUCAUACAUCUGCUGUUCAGGAUAGCCCACAGCUCACAGAGCAGCACUGUGACCGUAUCCAAAGCCCAGUAGUCGUAGAGCUUCAGUCUUCAAAAGAGAAGCGCUCAAAAUUAAUGUCUGCCACUUCCGAGGAGAUGACCACCUUGGCGAGUGUAAGCACAGAGAUGUCAGGUGAAAGGAAGACAGAUAAAGUAAAGCCAACCUCCGAGCCAAAACAUCUUGUCAGUAGUCAUCUUGUUGAAUCCCAACUGUCAAUUUUAAAAGAACGAUCGCAAGACAUUCCCAAGCCACAGGAGGAAAAAAGUUACAAAGUCAAAGAAGGCAUUAAGAUAUUGUAUUCCGCUAUGUCAACUGAAAAACAGAUGAUUCCUGAGGGCCAUACCACAGAUGUGCCAUCUUCUGACUCUGCUCUACAAUCUUCAGUGACAAAAGAAUCGUUCAAACCAAUCCUAGCCUCAGUUUCUGAGACAAAACAAACCUUAUCAAAAGAGACAAAAUUUACCAUGCAGAGGCCAGAGGCAGAAAAGGCUCUCCUUCGUAAAGAUUACAUUAUGAAAUCUGCACUGACAGCUGAGGAAAAGCAAAUGUUACAAGCUGAACAAACAAAACAAGUGAAGAGUUUAGAAAGUGCUACCUCAUUAUUUUCUCAGGUAGAAGGUGAACAGGUACUGCAUUUGCAGAUAAUUAGAGAUCAGGAUAUCCUACCAUCUGAGGAACCAUUUACUUGUGAGAAACCAGCUGUAGAACAAGCAGGUGCCAGGAAAAGCCCUACUCUUUUACAUACAGUAACCCACGAUGAACGGACAUCUGUCACUUGCGAAGAUACGACUGAGUUUGAGGCCAAGAGAGACACAAUGACCAUUCAGCCCCAAAAACAAGCCCCUACCCCAUUACAUCUUCAGUCAUUUCAUCCAGGAGGUGCCUUAACCAAAGAGGGAAUUAUUACCAUUGAAAAGCCAGCCCAACAGACAGCAACACAGAAGCAGGAGAAAGCCAGAAAACACGCAGCAUCCUCAGAGGAAAAAAUGGAGCUUAGCGCAGAUUAUUCCAAAGAUCUUGAUGUGUCUGUGACAGGAGUUCAGUCAAAGCUUAGAACAGAACCCAGACCACAGAACAUUCUUCAGGUCACAUCAAAGCCCAUGCAGAUAUCCAAAGAAACACCAUUUACUAGUGAUGCCAAACAGCAGCGUGCAUUAAUCCAAAAAGAAGAUCGUUGGAACAUCAUGCAAGUUACAAGUGUGGCAGAUAGUCAAGCGUUAGAGGAGGGACAUACUGAGAGUUUGACAGCUGUUGACAAAUUUUCAUGCAAAUCCGAAAUAGAGCCUAAAGUACCUGCUGAGCCGAUACAAAUAGAGGAGAAGGCGAUCGCAACUGAGAGUAGUGUACUUCUAGAAGCAACAGAGCAAGAUUUUGCCAUCCAGAUACAGGAAGGACAGUCUGUUAGACAGUCAAUAAUGAUGGAUGAAAAGCGUAUAUUGAUUGGGGAAAUGUCUCAGCAAAUAACCAAAUCAGAGUCAACAAAAGUUAGCCUUAAAACUCAGCACAAAAUGGCUGUUUUCGUUUCAGAGUCUGGAGAAAGUCGAACUCUUCCAAAGGAGCUCACAUUUGUUAUUCAGAUUCCAAAACCAACAAGUUUGGACAUCAGACGUCAGUUGAAAGAUGCACUUCAGUCUGCUGUGGCUCUUGAUCAGCCACUUAUACUAGCAGACGUUGUUGGAAGUUUAGAGGCUACUGAGGUACAGGAAGUGAAGGUACUCAAGGAACCUAGGCGUGCGAUGUUCACUUAUCUUAUCACAACACCAGGUGCCCCUAUGGAAAUAACACUUGCUUUUGAAGGUCAGUACCCCAAGACUGCAGAUCUAAGGACUGAACUCCAGGCAGCUUUCUACUCAAUUAUCUAUCACGAGCAGCAUGUUCUUACAUCUGAGCAACCUGGCACACUGCAAAUCGACAAGCCCCAAAGACUAAAGGUUAGCAGUGCAUCCUCCAAAGAAAUAUUGUCAUCUGUAGUUGAGACAGUAAAAGUAGCAGAAAGUGUAGUUGAUUUCACAACACCUAAAUCUCAGGCUGCUAAACGAAAGACAGAAUCUCGGGCUACACAUGAAACAGCAACAGCUGAGGAACGUAUUGUGGUGCAAGAGUCCAAAGUAACUCAAUCCAACUUGGGCGGUCAAGUAAUGGAAGUUACUACAGAAUCACAUGCUGAGUUUGAACAGACAGUACAGGUGGCCAGACAGGAGGUUAGAACUAUGACUGUAAAAGGUUAUGAGAGAGAUGUAGGUAUGGUUGAUAUCACCACCGAUAUGCCCAUGACAUCCAUUCCAACUGAACAGUCUGUAGAUGUACUCAUCCAAAAAGAACACAGGGAGGAAUUUAUUUCAGAAGAGGUCAAAAAAUCUAAAUCUCAAGGAAACGUAAAAGAUUAUCCCAUUAUUGAAACUUUCCUUGAGGACAUUACCACAGAGGAGCAUUGUAAGGUUACAUACACUGUGACAGUAAAGUAUGUUACAAAAGCUAAUUGGCUUUUCAAUGGACAAAUAAUUCAAUCUGGCAAAGAGUUCAAGUGUUCCAAAGAACAUGACACAUACACACUUACAAUCAUGAAAAUUAUCAAGGAGAAGCACGAAGGAGAAUAUGUCUUUGAGGCUGUGAAUGAAGCUGGAAAGACCACAACAUCAUCAAGACUCACAGUUGUCUCGAAAGGUUGGAUAAUGGGGAUAGUUUUAUUGUACAAAAUUGUUCCCCUGGAGAUCAAUGUUGGCAGUGGAGCCAAGUUUGAAUGUGAAAUUGAAGAGGCACCAAAUGUGAACUUCAAAUGGUUCAAGUCUGGCACUUCGAUCAAAGAGAGUGCAAAUUGUCACAUUCUCA
Salvelinus sp. IW2-2015 is the source of this 4002-nucleotide messenger RNA. RefSeq names its product titin-like. The record is from RefSeq and is a predicted model, not a curated record. NCBI's taxonomy places the organism in Eukaryota, Metazoa, Chordata, Actinopteri, Salmoniformes, Salmonidae.